Molecule: messenger RNA, 2320 nt
Organism: Mycena citricolor
Lineage: Eukaryota; Fungi; Basidiomycota; Agaricomycetes; Agaricales; Mycenaceae
Source: the annotation of a GenBank genome assembly
GAAGCGUCAAAGGUCCGUCGUUGGAAGACAUAAAGAGGUCGUUGGAAGAACAAGAGGAUCUGAGAGCAAUGGGCCAGAAAAGUACGCGCCAGUCACUUAUAUGCCUCUGCAGCAAGGCCCAGCCUGCAUUUCCUGGAAUGUUUCAAGUAACUCCAUAGAAACAGCGCGCCGGUCCAGGUUCGCGUACUCCAGCCACGCGCAUUGUUUGGAUGUGGCGGGUGCGUUUUGUCCUCGGCUGGAGAACACGUUACAAUUGAUAUAUAGGUUGCGAUCUGGUCCCGGGGGCAGCGGGAAUGCUCGCGAAUGUCAACUGGACCAGUCACAAGUUACCAAAUGAGGACGCGAUGCCCGAAUCAGUGGCGGUGUGUGUGAACGCACUCCGCGUCUGUGUCCUCCCCGUCGUGUAUCUCGAUGAGCGAUGCAAAGCGUGUUUUUGCUCAGUGUGUGCUGUUCCUGGUCCGUGACACGAUCUCUUAAUAUAGCAGCUUUAUGGUGGGAAACACAUACCCGUACAAAGGCACCGAUUGGAAUGCAGACAUGACGCAGGCGGCCUCCCACGGCAUAGACGGAUUCGUGCUCAACGUCGGGAAGGAGGACUGGCAAUUCGACCAGGUCGCGCGCGCAUUUGACGCUGCAGCGGGCCUCACCCAACCCUUUCUGCUGUUUCUGAGCUUUGACAUGAGGUGGGCACCGCUCCCGGAUGCUUUGGACCGCGAUCGACGCGAGUACAGUUCUAUUCCAUCCUCCUCUGCAUCGGAUACAGACCAUCUCUGCCGCUACUUGCGCGCGUUUGGUUCCCACACCGAGAUGUAUCGGCACCGUGGACGUGUUGUCGUCUCGACCUUUGCGGGAGAGAACAGCCAGUUCGGCCAAGUUGGCGGUAUGAACGAAGCGUGGACUUUUGCUCGACAAGAGAUGGAGAACAUCGUCCCAAUCAUAUUUAUCCCCGCCUUCUUUAUUGACCCCGCAAGAUAUCCUGAUCUGCCAGUCAUUGACGGCGCUUUCAAUUGGAAUGGGAGCUGGCCGAAUCAUCUCACACCGGGACAUCCCCGCCAUGAUAUCGAGCACCCUCGCCUCGAUACUGACCUGCAGCACGUCAAGAGCCUCUCAAAGAGGUUGUUCAUGGCAUCCCAUUACGGUCCUGACACGUGGAACAAGAACUGGAUCUACCGAGGGGAUGACUGGCUUUUUGUCCGUCGAUGGGAGGAUCUCGUCUCGCGCCGCGAUGCGAUCGAUAUCAUCCAGAUAAUCUCGUGGAAUGACUACGGAGAAUCGCAUUACAUCUGCCCUACCGUUCGCGGUGCGCAGCCGAAUUCCGAGGCCUGGGUCGACGGGUUCCCGCACGGAGCCUGGCUGCGGCUGAGUGCGUUUUUCAUCCGAGCCUUCAAGGACGGGGUGUAUCCUAGGAUCGAGCGCGACGAGAUUUUUGUUUGGGGACGCCCGCACACGCGAUCGGCUACAGCUCCCGACUCUGUCCCCCGUCCAGAGAAUUGGGAAUUGACGGACGAUGUGUUUUGGGUUCUGAUCCUGUCGUCCGGAGCUGGAACUGUCUGCUUGCGUAGCGGCGAGAAUGCUCCCGCGUUCACCUCCAUUAGCUACGGCAUCAACAAGUUGUCUCAUCCACUUGACGUCGGCGGCAGCAUGCUGGUGACACUGGAGCGCAAAGGACAAAUCGUAGCUCAAUGUGAAGCCAAAGGAUUCUGUUUCACCGAUCGCCCAGCUGUUUACAACUUCAAUGCAUUCACAGCUAUGAGCCAAUGAAUCCACUUCAUCACUAGAGCAACCGUGCUACUAGAUGCCCGUAGAACUCCAAGCAGUCCACUCCAGCAGCAAGCGACGCCUUCAGAGCAUCCCAAGAAUUGAACAGUGUCUGUACACCCACGACAUCGAUGAUCUCGUCCCAAUCAAUAGGUGGCAGCGUGCAGAGACCGUUCUUGAUGUAACAUGGAGCGUGGGUCGAGAACGCUCUAUCUUCCAACGCGCUGCAGUCCGUCGACGAAUUAGCAGAGCCCGUAGCCUCGGGCACCAGCGCCUCUUGCAAGCAAUGCAUCGUGUUGACCAUCCACGUCUGUCCGGCGGGCGUGAAACGUGUAGCCUGGGCUUGGAACUUGGUGCAGAAUUUCUGGCCGUAUCCGAUGGGGUAGCCCUGCGGCCCGCAGUGGUACCGCGUUUCUAGACACUCAGCGUAGAAAGAGCAGUUGUUCAAGGGCGGGGAGGCGCAGUUGAAUGAAGAUGUUGAUGCCACUUGUGCCGCUGUGGACGACAGCGGGUCGGGUUUCACUGGCGAGGGGAGGCCAAUGAAGACGCAGACAAAGGCGAG